CAUGGCGCCCGGUGGCCCGAAUGACUCGAUCCUGGCACACUGCAAUGUAAAUACAGCCAAAUACGUCGCCUUCUUGCUUGGAUUUAUUCUGGUAUUGUCACAUGGAGUUAGAUACUAUUUGGAAGAACAUGACAAUUGUAACGUAUUAUUAGAAGAUGGAUAUCACUUAACUUACUCAGACUGGCAGCCACGUGGAUGUAUGAUGCACAAAUACACAAACAGGGAAGCUCAGUACUGUAUGAAAGACAAGCAUAUCAUGUUGCUAGGCGACUCCAGGGUUAGACAGUUAUUCUUUGAAGGUGCUAGAACACUUAGUGACCGUCAAGUAAAAGAAGCCAAGUAUCAUGAGAAUCUAUCACACCAAGACGCUUCAGGAAUUAAAUUA
This is a messenger RNA of Saccoglossus kowalevskii, 385 nucleotides long. Its product is annotated as N-acetylneuraminate (7)9-O-acetyltransferase-like. The record is from RefSeq and is a predicted model, not a curated record. NCBI's taxonomy places the organism in Eukaryota, Metazoa, Hemichordata, Enteropneusta, Harrimaniidae.